This is a messenger RNA of Monomorium pharaonis (pharaoh ant), 3088 nucleotides long. RefSeq names its product 26S proteasome non-ATPase regulatory subunit 2 (gene Rpn1). Gene Ontology annotation, molecular function: enzyme regulator activity. The transcript is spliced from 4 exons. Lineage: Eukaryota; Metazoa; Arthropoda; Insecta; Hymenoptera; Formicidae. Gene Ontology annotation, biological process: regulation of protein catabolic process; proteasome-mediated ubiquitin-dependent protein catabolic process. Gene Ontology annotation, cellular component: proteasome storage granule; proteasome complex; nucleus. The record is from RefSeq and is a predicted model, not a curated record. The coding region runs from base 174 to 2855 and encodes 893 amino acids.
CUCUUUGCUUCCACCUUUAUUCUAACCUAAUAUUGCACCAGCGCAGCGAAAAAGAACAAGCCGACUGUGGGUGACUCGCAAAACUGAUUCUUCAGCCCUAAUUUAACCUCAAAUCUGAAAUUGUGGGUUAAAGUUGAGUGUUGCUAGAAUUAUUUAGAAAAUAAAUAAGUAAAAUGCCGGAGAGUGUCAAACCAGAUGUAAAACCGGUCAAAGAAGUGAAGAAUGGGAAAGAAGAUGAUAAAAAUGAAUUGUCAGAAGAAGAUAAGCUUUUGCAGGAGGAAUUAACUUUACUUGUCGAACGUCUACAAGAUACCAAUACCAAACUACAUUAUCCUGCCUUAGAAUCUUUACGUUCACAUAUUCGCGCAUCAACAACAUCAAUGACGAGUGUUCCAAAGCCACUGAAAUUUAUGCGACCUCACUAUGAUACCAUGAAGAACAUACAUGACAAGAUGACCAAUGUCAAAUGUAAGGAAUUAUGUUCGGACAUCAUUUCAGUUUUAGCAAUGACUAUGGGUGAGGGUAGAGAAUGCUUGAAAUAUAGACUCAUAGGCUCUGCACUGGCGAUUGGUGAAUGGGGACAUGAAUAUGUCAGACACUUGUCAGGUGAACUGGCAGGAGAAUGGGACGAGGUAACGGGCGACAACGUCGAAGCUACAAAUAAGAAGUUGAUUGCUCUGGUACAUGAGAUUGUACCUUACAAUAUGGCACACAACGCAGAAACUGAGGCAUGCGAUCUCCUGAUGGAGAUAGAGAGAUUGGACUUGCUGGAGCAGUAUGUUGAUGAAAGCGCAUAUCAGCGAGUAUGCCUUUAUCUUACAAGCUGCGUAUCGUAUGUAGCUGACCCAGAGAACAGCACUCUUCUUCAUGUCGCCUGCAAGUUGUAUCGAAAAUUUGGGCAGUAUCCGCAAGCUAUCAGACUGGCAAUGCAACUCAACGAUUUGCCACUCAUCGAAUCAAUCUUCACAAACUGUCGAGAUCUUUCUAUACAAAAGCAACUGGCUUUCAUGUUGGGUCGCCAGCAAAUUUUCUUGGAAUUACAUGAAGCUACGAUAGAGGAUGAUGAUCUUUUCGAGAUAAUGUCCAACUCUCAUUUAAACAAUCACUUCCUGAACUUGGCACGUGAAUUGGACAUAAUGGAGCCAAAAACACCCGAGGAUGUCUACAAAUCUCAUCUGGAAAAUUCACGACCACCGUUUGGUGGCGGCCAGGUUGAUUCAGCGCGGCAGAAUCUUGCGGCAAGUUUUGUCAAUGGUUUCGUAAACGCUGCGUUUGGCCACGACAAGUUACUAAUUGAGGAUGGUAACAAGUGGCUGUAUAAAAACAAAGAGCACGGUAUGUUAAGUGCGACUGCAUCACUAGGUCUGAUCCUAUUGUGGGACGUCGAUGGUGGUUUGACGCCGAUCGAUAAAUAUCUGUAUUCGUCAGAGGAUUAUAUCAAGUCCGGCGCCUUAUUAGCUUGCGGAAUCGUCAAUUGUGGCGUAAGAAACGAAUGCGAUCCCGCUCUGGCUCUGCUUUCCGAUUACGUAUUACACAACAGCAACACUAUGCGUAUCGGCGCCAUCGUUGGCCUCGGUAUUGCGUAUGCCGGUUCGAACAGAGAAGGCGUGCUAGGUUUGCUUACACCUGUCCUCAGCGAUACCAAGUCAAGCUGGGAAGUAUUGGGUAUGACUGGUUUGGCAUUGGGAAUGGUCGCCGCUGGUUCUUGCAACGCUUAUGUCACCACGGCGAUUAUGCACACGCUGAUGGAUAAAUCGGAAUCCGAUCUCAAGGAUACGUAUGCGCGAUUCUUAGCGCUUGGUUUAGGAUUGUGUUUCCUGGGUAAACAAGAAGCGGCGGAAGCGAUUAUAGCGGCUCUAGAGAUUGUACACGAGCCAUUCAGAUCGAUGUCGACGACGCUGGUGGAGGUGUGCGCAUACGCCGGUACGGGAAAUGUCCUCAAGAUCCAGCACUUGCUGCAUAUUUGCUCGGAACACUACGAAUCAAGUAACGAGAAGGAGGAGAAAAGUGAGCGUAAAGACAAAGACAAAAAGGAAGAGAAGAAGGAGGACAAGGAAAAAGAUCUCAGCUCCAGGCAAGCUAUCGCUGUCCUUGGCAUUGCCCUGAUCGCUAUGGGAGAGGAAAUCGGCGCCGAGAUGGCCUACAGAACCUUUGGGCACCUACUGCGUUAUUGCGAGCCUGUGAUUCGCCGCUCGGUACCACUCGCACUUGGUCUUAUCUCAGUGUCGAAUCCGAAACUUAAUAUCUUGGAUACGCUGUCCAAGUUCUCGCACGACAGCGAUCCUGAAGUAGCGCACAAUGCGAUAUUUGCCAUGGGUUUAGUUGGCGCUGGCACGAAUAACGCGCGAUUAGCCGCUAUGUUGAGACAACUCGCUCAGUUCCAUGCGAAAGAUCCUAAUAACCUCUUCAUGGUGCGCAUCGCGCAAGGCUUGACACAUCUAGGUAAAGGCACGCUCACCCUAUCGCCUUAUCACAGCGAUAGACAGCUGCUCAGCCCUGUUGCUCUUGCUGGUCUUCUAUCAACACUAAUCGGUUUCUUGGAUGUGAAAAACAUUAUUCUCGGACGUUCGCAUUACCUUUUGUACACGCUAGCUGCUGCAAUGCAACCUAGAAUGCUGGUGACAUUCGAUGAAGAUCUAAAUGCAUUGGCUGUGCCAGUUAGAGUUGGUCUUGCCGUCGAUGUUGUCGGCCAAGCAGGCAAACCGAAGACGAUUACGGGCUUUCAAACACACACCACACCAGUAUUAUUGGCAUAUGGUGAGAGAGCAGAACUUGCCACUGAAGAGUAUAUACCAUUAACGCCGAUUAUGGAAGGUUUUGUAAUCUUAAGAAAAAAUCCAGACUUUAUACCUUAGUCAUUGUAAUAUUCUUAUUAUAUUAUCUUAAUGUAUCUUGUACUGAACUACUUAUAAAGCAAAAUAAUGUAAUAAAAUAAAAUUUCAUUAUCCAUUUUGCAAAGAACAUCCUCUACAUAUCUCUCCUUCUGUCAGAAUCAAAAUACGUUUCACAAUAGUUUUGUUAUGUCGCGCAGAAAAAAAAGCAAGGUAAUAAUGUAUGUUUUAUUUAAUAAUAAAAUGCAUAAAUUUUA